This is a messenger RNA of Microthlaspi erraticum, 2658 nucleotides long. The record is from the annotation of a GenBank genome assembly. NCBI's taxonomy places the organism in Eukaryota, Viridiplantae, Streptophyta, Magnoliopsida, Brassicales, Brassicaceae.
AUGGUGAGUGGGGAGAAAAACACCAAUAAAUGUGACAAAGGGUCGUCGCAAGAAGAUAAGAUAAGCGAGUUACCAGAUCAUUUGAUAAGUGAAAUACUCAUUCAUCUUUCUACCAAAGAUGCUGUCAAAACACGAGUUCUGUCCACAAAAUGGAGACGAUGUCUUCGGGAAUGGAUACCUGAAUUAGACUUAGACUCGACAGCAUUCUCGGAUUUCAAAGCAUUUGAGCGUUUCGCUGAGACGUUCUUUGAUCCCCACAAGGAGUCAUGGACACGCAAACUUAAUUUACUACUUCAUAAUGCUGCUUAUGAUUGGAACCCUUAUCUUACCCGAUGGAUUAAUGUUGUGACAAAGCGUAGGAUUCAACAUCUCGAAGUUUAUGCUUAUCCCUGUAUAUAUCAAUAUCAUACCCUUAAGCAUAUUUACUUGCAAGACACUGGUACACUUACGACUCACUUGGUUCACCUUGUCGAUCCCGAGUGUGUUUCUUUACCUUGCCUGAAGAUUAUGAGUUUAGAAUAUGUUACAUAUCACAAUGAGGCUAGUUUGGAGAAGCUUCUCUCAGGCUCUCCACUUCUUGAAGAUUUGAAGAUCAUCAGAGAUCGUCAUGAUAGUGAAAUGGUUUUAAAUGUGCGUUCUCAGAUGCUAAAGAGACUCCACAUUGAUCAUUGUAUUCAAGCUGUGAUUGAUGCUCCUCUACUACAAUGUUUAAGGACUAAGGUUAACAAGACAAAGAACUUUAAGAUCAUCAACCAAGAUUUCUCUGGUAAAGUAGAUCUUCAUGUCGUAUUUGACUUAUCCGUGAGAGGAUUGAUUCGUGACAUCCUCACUGAUAUUUCGAGGGUCGAGGAUCUAGUUAUUCGCACGGAUAUUUGGACGACCGUCUUUCAAUACUCGAAAUCGGAACCGUUGAUUCAGUUUCCUUACCUGACUCGUUUGAGUGCAAAAUUUUACUGGUCCAAUCUGCAAACGUUAUCGACCUUUCUUGAGAGCUGCCCAAAACUAGAAUCCCUCAUCUUGGAUUUUUUGAUGUGGGACAGAGAAACAAUCUUGACGUUUUCAACAGUGCCUCAGUGUUUGGUAUUAUCGCUCAAGUUCGUGGAACUGAGUCUUUCCAGGUGUGUGUAUGAAUCGGAAAUGGAAGCAGAUCCAUCUCUCUCUCGCGAAUCAGCUAUGUCAGAAAGAGCUAUAGUCUCUAUCGAUUCAAUCGGCACCGAUUACAACAUGACUGCAACAGCAGCAACAACAACGACACAGAGACGAUCUUCAUCUUCUCCGUACAAUCCAAUGGCGAUUCUCUGGGACAUCGAGAACACCCCCGUCCCCAGCGACGUGCGUCCCGAAGACGUAGCCGGCAACAUACGCAUGGCGAUACAGCUACACCCCGUCGUCACCGGCGCCUCCGUGGUGAACUUCUCCGCGUUCGGAGACUUCAACGCCUUCCCUCGCCGCGUCAGAGAAGGUCUUCAGAGAACAGGCGUGAAGCUCGUCGAUGUGCCAAACGGUAGAAAAGACGCGGCCGAUAAAGCUAUUCUGCUCGACAUGUUCCUGUUCGCGCUCGAUCAUCCUCCUCCUUCGACUAUCGUUCUGAUUACCGGCGACGUCGAUUUCGCUCCGGCGCUUCACGUUCUCGGCCAGCGAGGUUACAAUGUGGUUCUGAUUAUACCUUCCGGUGUGUAUGUGAAUCCGGCUCUGAUUAACGCCGGUAAGUUUGUUUGGGAUUGGCAUAGUAUUGUUCACGGUGAAGGCUUCGUCCCGUUGCCGAGACCUCCUCUGCCUCCUCCGCGUCCGUAUCUAAUGAAUUGCGGUUUCAAUAGUAGUAGUAAUCUUGAUGCGAUGAAUGAAGAUGAAACCAUUCUUUAUCGAGGCGUAUCGCAGCAAUCACAGAGCUGUUAUGGUAACACGAGAGAAUCGUCUUCUUUGAUGGUUUCGUCGCAGUUUCAGAACGAGUAUAGUGGUGGUGUGAUGUCAUGUUGGCCGUCGAAUGCAGGAGAGAGCUCGGCUUAUCCUCCUCCGGGGCAUCUGGAGUCGACAAUGUGGGUGGCGCCGGGAGAUUUCAACGGUUUGAAAGGACAGUUAGUGAAGCUUUUGGAGCUUUCAGGUGGAUGUAUGCCUCUGACGAGAGUUACUUCCGAGUACCAAAGGAAUUUCAGUAAGCCGUUGUUUGUGACGGACUACGGUUCGUGUAAGCUUGUUGAUCUUUUCAAGAAGAUGAGUGAUGUGAUUGAAGUGGUUGGUAAAGGGAACAAGAGGUUUGUUUAUCUGCGGAGCUCGAAGCCGAAUCUUGCUUCUCCUUCUCCUCCUCCUCCUGUGGUUUUGCUGAGAAGAGAAGAUAAAGGGAAAGCUGUUACCAACGGAGGAGGAAGAGUCUCCUCUGAUGAAUUGUCUGACACGGGGUCUGGGUCGGGGUCGGGGUCGGUUCGGAGCGAGAGGAGCUUGGAAGAGUUCAAGCUCGAGCUGCAAGAGAUUAUGGUGAGCUAUGGUUGUCGUGUACAGAUGGGUUAUUUCGAGGCGAUAUACAAGCAAAGGUACAAGAGGCCAUUGGAUUACAAGAAGAUGGGUGUGGAUCAGUUGGAGCAGCUCUUUGAUAAGUUCAGAGAUGUUGUUGCUGUAUAUGAUGAUCCUGCUACAGGAACCACACUCAUUGACGCACUUUAG